This is a messenger RNA of Anguilla anguilla (European eel), 1089 nucleotides long. RefSeq names its product coiled-coil domain-containing protein 42 like-2-like. The record is from RefSeq and is a predicted model, not a curated record. Lineage: Eukaryota; Metazoa; Chordata; Actinopteri; Anguilliformes; Anguillidae. The coding region runs from base 178 to 963 and encodes 261 amino acids. The transcript has 6 exons.
GCAAAUAAUUCCUGUAAAAUGCAUGUAGGAGAAAAGUGUUACAGGACCUUGUUGGCUUAAAAACGUCUGGAAACUAGAAAGCACCCCUUGUUGUAUUAUGCAUCAGCAUAACACAGAGCAUCACUUUCACAGGAGCCUGGUUCCUCUGAAGACCUGCCAUUGUAUUCCCUCCAGCUGAUGCAGAGAAAGAAGGAUGAGGAGGAGGCUGACAUUGAACUGAGAAUGCAGGAGCAAUCUGAAUUGACUCUUCUGUCUGUGGAAGAACACAAGGAAAAUCUUCAGAAAACUAUGCAGCGAAUGAAGGACUGCAAGGAAGAUUUCACAGAGUUUUUGAAGAUAAAAGAUGCAGAUCAACAAGCGGCCAAGAGAAAAGCGAAACACGACAAGCAGCUGAUCGCCGUGAGGGAGGUAGACGUACGUGACCUUGAAGAGGAGAUCGGAGAGCUCACUGAGGAGAGAGACCAGCUGGAGAAACGCAUGCAGAGAUAUGCGGUCUACAGCCAGUACAUGGAUACAUUUGUGCAGGCCACCAAUGUCGAAGCACGACGGGUGAUGUCUCGCUUUAAGACGCUGGUCUUGGCCAGGGAACACCUUCGAAAACUUACCCAUCAGGGCCAAGAAAAGAUCCGGGAGGCCCGGGCCCAUCUGGACAGUUUAACCAAAGAGAGCAGCGAUGUCAAAAUGCACCUGACCAGUACAACGGCGCAAUACCAGAGGCAACUGGACGAAGCGCAGCAGAAUCUUAUGCAUUGGGAGAGGACAUGGAGCAGUAUUCAGAAAACGGCAGCGGAGCAGACCAUUUUCUUUGGGAAAACAAGGAUGGCCUGCUUGAAUCUGUACCGAAAUGUGUGCGAGCGGUCUCAGAUUGGUCGCCAGAAUCCUGUCCACCCAGAGGACACCGAUGGGCAGCUAGCGAUGAUUGAGACAUUCCUCACUCAUUGGAUUUCAGCUCUGAAGUUGUAAAUGAACAUAACCAGCUAGGAACAGGGAGCCAUUAGGAGACAUCUUACUUUUGCCUCAGUACAGAUUAAAGGAAAAUAUUAUUUCAGAUAAAUGUACGGUGAUAAAAAAUAAAAAAGAAUUACAAUU